AUGAGACUUGAAACUCGAGAUUUUACAGGCGAGAGUGGUGGUAAUUCAGAUAGGGCCAUUCCGACCACGAGUACUGGUACUGACCAUGAAGAUCAUGAGCUCAGUUUCAUUAUAGGGGAAAUUAACGAGGAUGAAAGUAUCGAUGCAACGAAAGAUACUAAACCCUUAUUAGGAAAUAUGAGCAAGAUGGCUGUGAAUGUAGUAAAUACACUUGAAAAUCAGAGUAAUUUACCAUCUACCCAAAAUGUUUAUCUGGAGGAAGAAGAUCUCAAUAUCAUUUUAAUGGGUUACCGCCUUCGUCGCUUCCGCACAUAUAUAUAUUAUAUUCUUUGUUUUUUGACCGGAGGAUCAUUAUUUCUUCUUGCUCGAUGGAUACCAAAAAUAUGGAUUUGGUGGGUCGGCAAUGCUUGCUCAAUGGGAAAGGCCGAAUUUGUUACCAUAAAGAAUCAAUGGGGUGAGAUUGCGAUUGAAUACGUAAGUCGAAAAUAUUACGGUGGAACCAUUUCGUCUGUAUUUUCGGUUGAUCAGCUUGACGAAGAAGAUAUGGCAAGAAAUAAUUCGAAUCCCGAUGAAUUAUUACAUAAUUUACGCUAUUUUGAUCAUCGUUAUAUACGAUUCAUUUAUCAUCCCGGAAUAGGAAAAUUUUUACAAAAUAGCUAUUGGAAAGAUUCAAGCUGGACAUCUACCAAGGUCUUAAAAAAGGGGAUCACUCGUGCCGUUCAUGAUGAACGUAAAGUUAUUUUUGGGCCGAAUAUAAUUGAUGUUCAGGAGAAAUCGGCUUUACGGUUAUUAACUGAUGAGGUCUUACAUCCGUUUUACAUUUUCCAAGUUUUUUCAAUGAUACUUUGGUUUCUCGACGAGUAUUAUUACUAUGCUGCAUGUAUUCUGAUAAUUUCUGCCACAAGUGUUAUUACUACACUUAUUGAAACAAAACAGACCAUGCAUCGAUUACGUGAAAUGUCUAAAUUUGUCUGUGACGUGAGGAUCUUUCGCAACGGGUUAUGGAGAUAUUCUUCUUCAGAAAAUUUAGUACCUGGAGACAUAUUCGAAAUUUCUGAUCCAAGUCUAUAUGUUUAUCCUUGCGACGCCGUUUUAUUGACAGGAGAUUGUAUAGUCAAUGAAAGCAUGCUUACCGGAGAGUCGGUUCCGGUUUCAAAAUUGCCCAUCACAGAUAUAUCGUUACGUAUGAUGGAUUUGACAGCGGUCAAUGUUCGGCCAGAAAUUGCCAAACAUUUUCUUUUUUGUGGAACAAAGAUUGUGAGGGUUAGGAAAUCCAAGAGCAAUAUCGAUGGAAUUGAAGAUGAAGGAUCAGCAUUGGCAAUGGUUGUCAGGACAGGAUUUAAUACGACUAAGGGUUCCCUCAUUCGAUCGAUGUUAUUUCCAAAACCAAAUAAGUUUAAAUUCUAUCGAGAUGCUUUUCGAUUUAUUGGGAUUUUAUCUUUAAUAGCCGGAAUUGGGUUUUUUAUAAGUACUAUUAAUUUUAUCCGAAUGGGAGUAAAUAUUCAUCUCAUAAUCGUACGCGCUCUAGAUUUGAUUACUAUAGUGGUUCCUCCUGCUCUUCCCACAACGAUGUCUAUUGGUACAAGCUUUUCUUUAGCUAGGUUAAGAAAAGCACAAAUAUUUUGCAUCAGCCCCGCAAGGGUUAACAUCGGAGGAAAGCUCAAUGUUAUGUGUUUUGAUAAGACUGGCACGCUUACCGAGGAUUGUUUAGAUGUACUUGGGAUACGUUGUACGGAUCGAACAAAAAACAAAUUCUCUGACCUUCAUACAUAUAUCGAAACCCUAUCCAAUUUAAAUCCAAAUGAUAUGUCCGUAGACAUUGAGCCCUCAACGAAAUCCGAUUUCUCACCAAUUUUAUAUGCUAUGGCGACUUGUCAUUCUCUUAAGCUUGUUGAUGGUAAACUAAUUGGUGAUCCUCUUGAUCUGAAGAUGUUUGAAUUUACAAAAUGGUUAUUAGAAGAAAGCGUGCAAAAUCCUUCACGUCCUCCAAGUGUUACCGGAAUUUCAAACGACUCAACUUCCUCAUUACGCCAUGCGACACCUAAUUCAAUGGUAGGGUCCGGUAGUAUUGUUCCAACAGUCGUUAGGCCGCCAGGUAGUCGAAAAUUCGAUUUGUCUGACCUUUUGGAUAAUGAUGGAGAAGGGAAGACCACCCCAUUUUUGGAGCUUGGUAUUAUUAGGACGUUUGAAUUCGUUUCUUCAUUACGACGCAUGAGCGUUUUGGUUAAACGAUUACGAAGCCCAACAAUAGAGGUUUAUGUUAAAGGAGCACCAGAGGUUAUGCGUGAAAUUUGUAAACCGGAUUCCUUUCCAGAUGAUUACGAUGAAUUGUUACAUUAUUAUACUCACCAUGGAUUUCGGGUUAUUGCAUGUGCUUCUAGAAGUUUUGACAAAUUAAAUUGGAUGAAGGCUCAGAAAAUCAAGAGAGAACAAGUCGAGCAAGAUUUACAAUUCUUAGGAAUUAUAAUAUUUGAAAAUAAAUUAAAGUCCGGCACACCACCAGUCAUUGAGAAACUUCAACGCGCAAAAAUUCGGCAAAUUAUGUGUACAGGUGAUAACGUCCUCACUGCUAUAAGCGUAUCUCGUGAAUGUGGGUUAAUCAAUAAAAAUACCAAAGCGUAUGUACCAAGAUUUAUCCAAGGAACUUCAAUUACUCCUAGAUCCGAAAUUGUAUGGGAAAGCUUGGAUGAUCCGAAAGAUGUAUUAGAUUCGAAGACUUUAAAGCCAUUAAUACAACCAACAUCAGACUGUUCCAACGAAUGUCCAAUGAUCAACUCUCUUGAUUAUGAUCUUGCUGUUACAGGGCAAAUAUUUGCUCGUAUGUCACCUGACGAGAAACAUGAACUUGUAGAAAAGUUACAACUUAUGGGGUAUUGCGUUGGAUUCUGUGGAGACGGUGCCAACGAUUGUGGUGCUUUAAAAGCGGCUGAUGUCGGUCUAUCUUUAUCUGAAGCUGAAGCUUCUGUAGCAGCUCCCUUUACAAGCCACACAAUGGACAUUGGUUGUGUUAUAGAAGUUAUCAAGGAGGGUCGUGCUGCCCUAGUUACAAGUUUUAGCUGCUUCAAGUACAUGGCUUUGUACAGUAUUAUUCAAUUCACCACCGUCAGUUUGCUAUAUUCUUUUGCUUCUAAUCUAGGAAAUUUUCAAUUUCUUUACAUAGAUUUGUUCUUAAUAUUACCUGUUGCCGUUUUAAUGGGUCGCACGGAACCUUACCCACGCAUACAUCCCAAACGACCCACCGCAAGCUUAGUUUCCAGACGAGUGCUAACAUCCCUUAUUGGUCAAAUUUUAAUUCAAUCGGGAUUUCAAAUUUUUGUUUAUCUAUUAAUACGCAAGCAACCUUGGUAUAAACCGCCUGUUAUCGAUCCAGAUGAUAAGAAUAUUGUUUGCUUUGAGAAUACCAUAUUGUUUAUUUUGUCAUGCUUUCAGUACAUUUUAAUUGCCGCAGUUUUCAGUGUUGGGCCACCUUACAGAAAAUCAAUGCAUAGCAACGCUCCUUUUGUUCUCUCAACAAUUUUCCUCGCACUUAUUACGACCCUUAUCCUCCUAUAUCCGGCCGGUUUUAUACGUCAAAUAUUGGAACUUAAGGUUAUUGAAUACUAUUUUAGAUGGUAUCUUUUGUUUAUUGCGGUUUUAGAUUUUAUUGUAUCGUGGUUAAUGGAAAAAUACGUGUUUGAUCUUAUUGCACAAUGGAUUGGAAAUUUAAUGGGUGGUAAUGUAAAAGUACACAAAAAGAUAUACAAGAAAAUACAAAAUGAAUUGGAUAGGAUUUAA
This is a messenger RNA of Funneliformis mosseae, 3774 nucleotides long. The record is from the annotation of a GenBank genome assembly. NCBI's taxonomy places the organism in Eukaryota, Fungi, Glomeromycota, Glomeromycetes, Glomerales, Glomeraceae.